GCCUGAGAGCUAGUGGUGUCAGAGUGUCAGGUGGUGUCCUUAGAAAAAAAUAAUCAAGUAGGCUAGUAGCUUUGGUUUUUAGUGGAUCUGGUUUAGCUAAAACGUCAUGAAACUCACCGACGAAGAUCUUCGCUUGUUAGAAUUUCCCACCCAUGAAAAAUACCUUCAAAGUCUCGUUACCACCCAGGAUCUCAGAUACCUCGGACACAAACACAAUGGUCUAAGAUUGUACCAAACAGGAUAUAGAUCAUUGACCGAGUCAGCUUUCCAGAGCCGAAGAAAUGAAAUAACUGACUUUCUGUAUGCAACCCAGGAUCCGAAUGUAUAUUUCAGUAGAAAUCUGCGCACCACGGAUCCACUGUUGAGUGAGCUUGCAACUAGAGAACGGCCAAACCGUCUCGGUUUGUUAUCGACAAUAAUCUACAUUCGCUAUUUACGGAAAAAUGCUGAAAUAUCUGGAUACAUUGACUACGAGCAAGCUCUCCUGCGGGUCAAUAAAGACAAGGAAAACUCUCUAAAUUGGAAAGCGAUCUUCCAGGGAAAGCAAGUUCUCUAUCCUACCAAGUAUGAUCUUUCGUACUACAACUCCCGAACGGACAGGGUUUUCAAUAGAAACUCGAAAAAUUACAUUGUUUUGUGUGAUCCCGUUCGUGGAAUCAUAUUUCGGAACACGUAUGACCGGAAGGAUAUCUACCCGGACCCGAUUGGAGGCUUUUUCGGAACUAAUACAACUCGUUUGGAAAUCGACAGUGAUGUACAUGAGCAGGUGGUGCUGUACGAUCAUGUAGUUAGGAAAAAUUAUUGAAUAAAAUACUUAGUUUUUAGUGGCUGCCACU
Aedes albopictus (Asian tiger mosquito) is the source of this 836-nucleotide messenger RNA. RefSeq names its product cilia- and flagella-associated protein 299. NCBI's taxonomy places the organism in Eukaryota, Metazoa, Arthropoda, Insecta, Diptera, Culicidae. The transcript is spliced from 3 exons. The coding region runs from base 107 to 805 and encodes 232 amino acids. The record is from RefSeq and is a predicted model, not a curated record.